Messenger RNA from Prorocentrum cordatum, 87 nucleotides. NCBI's taxonomy places the organism in Eukaryota, Dinophyceae, Prorocentrales, Prorocentraceae. The record is from the annotation of a GenBank genome assembly.
AUGGCGGCCGCCGGGGCCGCGGGCGUGCCGCCAGGUGUACAUGCCCAGCCCAGCGACCGUUUCACGCUGCGCGUGCCUGGCGCCGAG